UAUAUUCCAUUAGUUAUUGGAGUUUUAGUUUUUUUCAGUGUUGUUAUUUUUGAAAUGGGAUAUAUCCAAAAUUACAAAGACAAGGUAAAAGGAUCCAACGAUUGGAGAUAUACUAUUCAACUUUUAUUUCCACGAGAAGUUAUCACCAUUCCAAAUUUUUUCCAAUAUUUGGUUUCCACUUUUUUGUUCUAUAUUGACUUUAUUGCAAUAAUGAGUACUAUGAUUCAAUAUAACUUAUAUAUCACCUUAGAUCCUCCAAUUCUUGCUGCUGUAAAAGUUUUGCCAGUUCCUUUGGGGUUAACAGUUGGUGCUUUAUUAUAUAAAGAAAAAACAGCUCAAAGAAUUGGGACAAAGUUUGUUAUUAUGGCAUCUCCAAUUCUUUUAUUAACAAUGACUGUAUGGUUAUCAAGAGUUGAUUUCAGGAAAAGUCAUAAUUUUUGGAAGUAUCAAUGUUUUAGUGAAUUGAUCUUUGGAUUCGGUAUCAAUUUAUAUUUCCAAGUCUAUUGGAAUGAUAUUUUGACAGGAACACCUGUUCAUUUACAAGGUGUUGUUUCAGGGAUUUUACAAACAGCUGGUCAAAUAGGUAUUUGUUUUGGUAAUACUAUUAUUGCUGCCUUGGUGGGAGAUUUGACGCUCAAUCAUGAUUAU
Hansenula anomala is the source of this 648-nucleotide messenger RNA. RefSeq lists its product as uncharacterized. The record is from RefSeq and is a predicted model, not a curated record. The annotation marks the transcript as partial. Lineage: Eukaryota; Fungi; Ascomycota; Saccharomycetes; Phaffomycetales; Wickerhamomycetaceae. Gene Ontology annotation, cellular component: membrane. The transcript is spliced from 2 exons.